Molecule: messenger RNA, 1216 nt
Organism: Paramuricea clavata
Lineage: Eukaryota; Metazoa; Cnidaria; Anthozoa; Malacalcyonacea; Plexauridae
Source: the annotation of a GenBank genome assembly
AUGUCUGGGUUUCGAAAAGGGCACUCAACCGCUGUGACUUUACUUAAGCUCAACGAUGACAUCUUGAAGGCUAUGAAGAAGGGCGAAAUAACACUAGCAGUAUUCACCUACUAUUCGAAAGCUUUCGAUACGGUAGAUUUCCGAAUUCUGUUAAAGACGCUAUAUGAUCUUGGGUUUCCAACGGAUUUUUUGCUUUGGAUUCACAGUUACUUAGACGGUAGAAAGCAAUUUGUCCAGAUUGAUGAUCGUAAAUCUGGAUUGCUAACGGUAUAAUUUGGUGUUCCCCAGGGAUCGAUAUUGGGCCCAGUUCUUUAACCUGUACAUGGCUGACUUACAGAAUGGCAAAUUUGAUUGUAAUUACUUACAGUAUGCCGAUGAUACGUCCUUAUAUCAGCACACCAAGGUUAAAAAUUUGAGCAAAUGUGUAGAUGAUAUGCAGAAAGAACUGGACCGUGCGAAUAGCUGGUCUAAGAAUUCGAACUUGCUAAUGAAUCCUACCAAGACAAAAACGAUGGUCUUUUCAACAUCCCAGAUGUCCACAACUCAUAACCUGGCUUCGUUGGAUCUUGUCUCGAUGCAUAUCAAUCAUCAAAACAUCGAACGAACAAAGUCAUGGAAGGUUUUGGGUAUGAAGCUUAACGAACACCUUAAAUGGAACCUUCAUUUAGACGAAGUUAUAAGAUCGUGUUAUGCUGUUUUGGCUGACUUGCGACGGUUAAAGAGAUUUACAACAUUUCAUUUAAGAAAACAAUUGGCUGAAUUGCUAGUAUUGUCAAAAUUGGACUAUUGCAACUGUCUAUACGAGUCAUUGCCUGCAUACCUUUUAAAACGGCUGCAAAAGGUUCAAAACUCGGCUGCUGGUUUUGUUAAUGGCAGGUAUUCUAAAGCUGGAGAUGUGGUCUCAAUUGGUUGGUUACUAAUUAAAGAAAGAAUCGAUUACAGUAUUGCCAAACUUGCAUUUCAAGCUCUUAAUGACGAAAGAUGGCCAGGUUAUUUAACACUAGAAGUAAAAGAAGUUACUAGAGUUUUGAGAAGUAACAGUGAUGGUACUUUAAGACUCAAACACUCUUACAUCGAAGAUACGUUUCAGUAUAAUGCUGCAAAAGUUUUUAAUGAUAUUCCUGAUAAUUUUAAAUGUAUGGAUUUUAAAAACUUUAAGAUUUCUUUAAAGAAACUUUUACUAGAUCGUAGUAAGGAAAGACUAAACUUAGACUGA